Messenger RNA from Racocetra persica, 284 nucleotides. Lineage: Eukaryota; Fungi; Glomeromycota; Glomeromycetes; Diversisporales; Gigasporaceae. The record is from the annotation of a GenBank genome assembly.
AAAGUUUAAUUCAAUCGUAUAUUGAAGGGUUACAAUGGAUAAUUUCCUAUUAUAAUGGUGCAUUAAAAUCUCGCAGAUGGGUUUAUCCUGGUCAUUGUUCGCCAAUGAUAUCAGAUUUGCAAGAUUUGAAAAUGGGUGAAAUAAAUUUUGAUGUGGAAGACUAUUACAAACCUUUCGAACAUUUAAUGUUUGUUUUACCUCCUACAAGUAAAGCUGCAGAAAAUGAGCUAACUGAAGAAGAAAAAAUAAGAAACAUGUCUGGCUCUCUUCAGGAAUGGAAUGAU